Exaiptasia diaphana is the source of this 698-nucleotide messenger RNA. RefSeq lists its product as uncharacterized. The record is from RefSeq and is a predicted model, not a curated record. NCBI's taxonomy places the organism in Eukaryota, Metazoa, Cnidaria, Anthozoa, Actiniaria, Aiptasiidae.
UAUGAACUGUAAACAGACUUUCCAAACGUGRCCAUCAAAAAAACAUUGUUUAACUUCUCAAAAGAAUUUAUCCUUCUAGCAAGUAGAAYUGCUUUAUCUUGUUUUCUAAAAGGCGGGAAAUUUGCUACACAUCCUGAAAGCUUGCUCCUUGAUUAUGAAGCAGGACUCUACAUCUAAUUUUCCUCCUUCACCGAGMCAGCUCGAAAGGCCAACAACAACAGCACACAGACAAAGAACAGCAGAUUCAGGGCUUAGAAACAUAGAUUCUAGRGCUUCUGCGGUAAACAAUCCAACACACAGGACCGGUAGUCAAGAUGGUUUUGGCCGUCCAGGAUUACGACUGACUUCUCUCUCGGCAUUGUACAAACCAGCUUUCAAACCUUACGCUUUUUCGCAUAUGUAUUCUACAAAAUAUAGCCAGGAUUUUCAUGAAAAACAGAUCGACCCGCCUGCUCCGUUGAGGCCAGAUUCGACGAAUUACGCCCGAAUCGACUAUGCUUUUAAUAAAACCAUGUACAACCAUCAUUUUCAAGAGCGGAAGCCCAUGACAUUGGCGUUUGUAGUACCGUACUCAAGGCAUAGGAAAAAUAACCCACAACCAGCAAAAAUGACAAAUAAUUAUAACUAUCCUAACUCGUCGAGAUGGAUUUGGUCAUCACCUACAGAAUCGCACGAAAGAGAUUCACAAUCUGCACAAG